AUGUCUGCAAAUGUAGUCCCUGGUGGUGUGGAGAAGCUUCCUUCGGAGCAGUCUUCUAAUGAUGAGAAGCAAAGCCAGAUGGAACUGUCACUGAAACGUUCUAUAACGCUUGUUAUAUGGUACAAGCCGGCUUGCGAUCCCAUUCGCCUAAACCACGAGAUAUCCACCUUUCCGUUGUUUCAGCUGUCACAUUUUCCAUCCGUGGUUUCCGACCUGGAACUCACACCUACUUCAUAUGUCGAUACUUAUAAUCAUGCAACGGGGAAUUGGGAGCAACAUAUGAUUACCACUGUCCGUGCGAUCGAGACAGACCAACGUCUGCUAUAUAAACUCCGCAAAAGCCUUUUAAGUGGUCUUUUAGACGAGGAAUGCCGAGGACUCGCGGAGGAGUUGGUGCUACAGUCGAAGAAGAAACAACCCGUAUCUCCUACGAUUGUCACACAAAAUGGUACCAAGAGGCCUGCAACUGAGCAUACAGAGGGCCCUCCCACAAAAAGACCAUAUCCGGAAGGGUACCCGCACCCGAUGUAUAUACCGCCCAUGGGAUAUAUGUACCCACAGGUCCCGCUUGGACAUCCAAUGAGUGGACCACUAGUUGCCAGCCCAUCGCACGUAAACAGUCCUGAGGGCGAGGCUUCCUCGCCCAUGCCACACCCAUACUCAGGUCCUCCUCCAACCCCGAUGAGCGGCCAGCCACCGAACAGCCCAGGGCAGUAUCCAGUGGUGUCCCCCUCGUCAGCCACUCGAACAGGGCCUGGGCCAUUCCCUCAGCACCCCCACCCUCCACUCAAAAGAUGGCCCAACGAUUAUACUGUGUCUGAAAUUGCUGCCGGCUUCCGGCAGAUGGAUGCUCUUAUUGCCCAGACGCCUAAUGCUACUCAACGUACGUCAUUCGAACGCAUUUUUGGAUGUCGGUAUGUUAAGUCGACCGUGUGCCGGCACCGCGGCGUAUAUCGCAAAGCCGACACGGCGGUCCGGAGUAUGUUUGAGAAUAUGGGGGCGGACGAACGUGCCGUAUGGGGCGAGUUUGUGAGGCGCGUGGAGGGUCGGCCAUCAGGAAAGCAGGGGCAAGGAGAAGAAUCCGCUCCUCAUGGUGACCUUCAUGAGGGGAACUCACAGUCCGGUCAAGUUCAGCAGGAACAAUGCGGAGAGCCGAAUACAGUUCCACUUAUGGACUCACUGGUGCCGUCGCCGCAUAUGACUGUUCCCUCGCCACCCCCUAGUAUGCCACAUAUCAAUGGUGCGUGUCCUACGUGA
This is a messenger RNA of Suillus bovinus, 1257 nucleotides long. RefSeq lists its product as uncharacterized. Lineage: Eukaryota; Fungi; Basidiomycota; Agaricomycetes; Boletales; Suillaceae. The record is from RefSeq and is a predicted model, not a curated record. The transcript has 2 exons. Bases 1 to 1257 code for a protein of 418 amino acids.